Prorocentrum cordatum is the source of this 6093-nucleotide messenger RNA. NCBI's taxonomy places the organism in Eukaryota, Dinophyceae, Prorocentrales, Prorocentraceae. The record is from the annotation of a GenBank genome assembly.
GAGUACAUGAAGCAAGAGGGCGAGCACGCGAUCAUGAAGAAGGGCGCGAACCAGGACCCGACCGUAGGCAAGAGGCCGGACUUGCAGGCGCUGUCUUUCGGCAGCGCGGUUGACGAUUUCAACGCCGCGUUCUUUGACAAAAUGGCAGAUUUCGAUUCUGACCGGCGCAGUGGCAGCGCGGCUCGUUUCGAGCCCUUUUUCGGGUGCCUGCCAGACCAGGCCCCACUGGAGGCGCCAAGCUCUCAACCAGACCAGGCCCCAGCGUCCGAGUUCUUCUUCAGCUGCAACCAAGAUCAGGAGCUGGCGGGGGCUGCGGCAUCCCAGCCAGAUCAGAUCCCACUGGACAUUCUUCGGGAUGCCAAUGAAGGACCUGGGGGCAGCCCCCCCGUGCUCGCUCAGGGCAGUCGCGCGGGCGGGGUCGAGGUGUUUGCGAGCGUCGAUUUCGGGGGCGCCCAGAAGGAGGAGAUCCAGUCGUUCCUCUCUCAAGUCAGGAAUAUGACAAAGAGGCAGUUACAGAGAGCCUUUCCUGCAUCGUUGCCCAGCGACGGCCGGGGGAUCGCCUGCCCGUUCUGCCCCGAACUUCGAUGGUUGCGUGGCUCGGUCCCCCGUCUCUGUCGCCGCGUAGAUGCGCGUCAUUGCGCAAAGCAGCAGGCGGCGAAGAGAAUCGCUGGUGGUCUGCGUUUUGGCGGCGCCAAUUUCACGGCCGCGGGAACAAAGCUGUUGAGGGUCAUGGCCGCGUUGUUUGACCGCGAUCGCAUGGUGCGCAGGGUGCGGCGCGAUUAUCUGGCUCGGAGCGCAGCGAUGCUCGGCGCAGUAUGUGGCGACGUGCAAGCAUUCAACGAUCGCCGCGUUGUCCUCCUCCUCGACGCCAAUGUGGUUUCGUUCGCCCGAGCAACGGUGGUCAGUUCCAACCCUGCGCAAUACCUUCGCAUCGGUUGCACGUGCGUCACCAGAGCUUUCUGCGAGAUGUGCUACGCCGAAUUCCUCUUGUGCGGCUUCGCCUCCCAGGAAGUCCGCGCACGGAUUGUUCUACAUUAUCUACGAAUGAAGUGCGACCUGGCUGAGCGCAUUCCUUACGCGCAAGAGAUGUUCUGGAGGGCCUUGGUUGAGAAGGCGGAUUACCGGGAGAAGGCUGCCGUUCGAGAAGCUGCGGCAAUUCCUGACGCGGAGGCGGUGCGUCGCAUCGUCACAGUCCGCGGGCGGACAGGGGCCAUGGUCUGCUGCGUGGGGACCAAGAGCGAGAGCGGAGAGGACAUCGCCCGAGAGCUCGCCCAGCAUGUGCCCGCCGAUUGUUUGGCCCAGGUGCGCACCGUGGCAACUGAUUCGCCCGGCCCAGAGUUGCUGGCGCAGCUCAAAGCUGUGAUGCCGAACUUGGAGUUUCUCGUUCUCGACCUCGUCCACAUAGCGUUCUCGUUCGAGUCUGCGCAGGGCAGGGCCAAGACCUCGGCGGGGCAGACGCUGCGGACGAUACAGGCUAAGUGGAACAAGGUCGACGGCCGCGUGCAGCUCCCCCAGCCGAGCGGGGCCGCGCAAAUGUCUAAGCGAGCCCUGGUUGCGCGAGACUGGAUCGCCAAGUGCAGCAUGGCGCCCGACGCGGCGGCCAACCGCCUGCAGGAUCUGGAUGGGAGUGCCCCUUAUUACUCGGUGGAGGAUUACAUAGAGGAUCUCGCCGCGCUCUGCGCCGCUUUCCCAGUGGAGGUCCGCAGGAAGCCGUCGGUGAAGGUCGGGCCUGUGCACGUGGCUCUCUGGCGAGCCACCAGCCCCCAGCGAUUGAGUUACGUUCUCAAUAACCAGCGUCGCCUCCUACUCGUGCCAGAGGAGCAGCGAGCGCAGUUGUCUUCGGGAACCGCUGCGGUGGAGGCCCUGAACGCAGAGAUAAUUUACCGAUUCCGCUUCCACGGCCUGUUCUAUCAAUCCGCGCUCCUCUUAACGAUCAAGGCAUUCGGCGAUCUGAAGUUGCCCGCCCACAACUCUGCAGAGCAUUGCCCGACGCUGUCGCAGACAGGCCAGCGCACCGUCGCCCUGCAUGCGCUGUCGGUCUUCCGUUUGCUCGACGAUGAGUGGGCUGCCGCGCGAGCUGCAGAUGCGCCCCUGGUCGCGCGGCGCCUUGAGCACAAGGGGCGCAUUCGCGCGGCCAGGGCUAAGAGCAAGGGCGAGGGGGAGGCGGUCGAUCUGACAGGAAGCUUGGGCGCCCUCCUGGACCUCGGGGACAGCGAAGCGCCCGCGGGAGACCCCGCAUCGCAAGGUGCGGCGCAACGCCUAUCUCAAGCUGCGCCGCGGGCCAGGGCGGUCGGCCCCCCCUCGGAGGUGUUCGAGGGGCGCAAGCGCUUCCCGAGGGCCCAGGAGUCCAAGGCGGUGUUCGAGAAGUGCGAAGUGGAGCUGCCCCAGGUCAUGUCGGAUGUCGUCCGCAACGCCAAGCGUUUCCAGCGCGUGCCUCGGGAGGGCAUCCGUUUUGAAAACCGCCGCGUCGAGAAGGGGAUCAUGGAGAAGUACGCCGACUGGCCCGAGGAGUACAUGAGCGUCGACGGCCGCGUGCGCUUCUUCGACCCGAACAGCGGCGGGUGGAGAGCCUACACCGGCCUGUUUCCCGAGGGCAUGUAUGCCCACUUCCGCCUCUUCAUGAACCGACUGGAGGGCAUGUUUCGCUGCGUCGGCAAGGAUGUGAGGCGAGAUGCCAACGGCGCACUGGAGAAGAUGGACGCCAUUAUCAAGUCGUCCGACGGCGAUGGCAUCGAGCAGAAAGCGAAGAAUGCCUUUCAGAUGUUCGAGCACUUUUCCCUGUGGAACAAGGGGUCGGGCGAUCAGGAAGAAGCCGUGGCCGACGUGGACGAGCCAGGCGGUCCCCCACAGCAGCGCGCUCCAGCUGGGGGCGAGGGAGGCGACGGGCGCCCUUCCCGCGAUGGCGAUGAGGACGAGGGGCCCAAGGCGAAGAAGCUGAAAAUGCCAUGGCAUAUCGACGUUGCUGUGUGUAUCCGAUCCUUCGGCAAGAAGCUCGCGUCCGAGCUCAUGCAGGGGGGCUCCGUGGUCAAGAACUUCACGGAGUGGUGUGGCACGUCGGUCACCCCCGCGCGCGGGGUGUGCUACCUCGACCGCGCUGUCAAGCAAGAUGUCCCCAUGAUGACGGCCGACGGCGUGGUCGUGCAGCCGCUGGUCGUGGUAGACGGGAUGCCCACGCCGAAGGACUUCUUCUUCUUCUGCAUGGACUCCUCGCUGGUCCCGGCCACGCACGAGGAUGGGGGCGCGGAGGACGAGGGCCCAGAGCGGCCUCUGGACGACCCAGUCUUGAUGGCCGCGACGGACGACGCGAACAAGUUCCUGUCCAGCACUUUCUGGUGCAAUUUCGAGGCCCUCAACGCUAUCCGCUCUGCGCCGGCCAUGGCGAAGGGCGGCCUGCACGUGCUCCAGUGCUACAUCUUCCUCGGUGCGGGCGGCUGCGGCCUCUCCCUCUUCACCGACCCCAUCGCGACGUCGAUGGGCGACGAGCUUCACAAGUAUUUCAACCCAUUUGUAUUCUACGACGACGAAGAGCUCCGAAAGUGCGUGGAGCUCCUCGCAGGGGGGUGCGUGUAUUCAGGCCAGGAGCGGCCCCAAGGAUCCAAGAAGAAGUUGCUCCUGCACCUGUGGAGGAAGUUCCUCAGCGGCGAGGGUCUGAGGGGGCGUCUCCCCUAUGCCGUGCUGACCCGCAUGGUCAGGUUGAUUGGGUGGGUCAAGCUCGAAGUUAACUCCAUGCUCGCUUUCAGCGACCUCACCGAGCAGGAGUUCGAAUCCAUCAUGAGGAGGUCCUGCGUGAUAAAAAUCGCUGCCCGCCUGUUCGACAAGCAGUACCUGGGCGCACACUUCCCCGAGCACGAGGAGUACGGCACAUUCGCUCGAGAUCCGUCCUUCACGCGCAAGUUCCAGACGAGUCAAUGCGCGGCAGCCUGGAAUCGCACGCAGCACGUCUUCGAGGCGAGCAACGGGGAGCAGCAGUGCCAGGACUUCAUAGUGCAGUACUCGCGCGGCGGCGAGGACCUGGGCGUCACCGAGCGCUACAUGCGUCGCGCGUGCAGCCUCGGAGCCCCCUCCGUGUCGGACAACCAGUCUCUACUGGCAGGCGUGGUGGUGGAGGUCGACGCCGACGAGUUCUCGUUGCAGGCGCCCACGUCGGCCAGCGCCAAGGAGCGCGAGUUCGCGGUAGCGCUGCUCCGCGAGACUUGCGACAGAGGACUGGAAGCCAUGGCCCUCUCGUACUUCAACCAGCGAUCUCGGCGGAUAGAGGGCUCGAGCAAUAAUCGGCAGCAGCUGUGGGACGACCUCCCUUGCUCAGGAUUAUGGAAACUCCAGGCGACCAAGGCGCAGCACCGUGACGGCGCUUCCGUCGUCCCUGUCUUCCCCUUCAAGUACACGAUGGAUGACCUCUUCGGUGCGGCGGCGGCGACGCCCCAGAACCCAGGGGUGCUUCCCGAGGCCAUCGACGUCAAGAACGCGAAGAAGAAGCUCGUUGACAACGUGGCCUACAUGCAGAACGCGGAGCUCGCGAUCGAGGCCCUGCAAAGGUUGCUGGCCGCCCGAGCGCCAGGCCACCCCAUGAAGAGGGUGAAGCGCCCUGCCGCUGCGCAGGAGCCGCGGGAGGACGAAGGCGGGGGCGCGGAGGGCAGGGGCCGCCGGUCCAAUGCCCAGAAGGAAGAGGAGUCGGCGAUCAGGAAGCGCAUCGAGAAGUUGGACGCGGUGGCGCUCGGGCGCGUGUCGAGCGACGCUGCUGAACCAGGCGCUGAGAAGCGGCGGCAGCUUGCAGGCAAGGUGGCCCCUUCUCAUGUCCACACGGUGCGGGUGCAGUACGUGAUGAGCAGGCCGUGGGUGUCUCGCGAGCACGCGACGGCGGGUGACUUCCCCGCCGCCCAGAACAUGCCGCAGUAUUUGCAGAUGAUAGCCUUCCCCCAGACCGUGGGCCUGGACCAGGUCGCGGCGUGCCUGACGUUCAGCGAACAGCUACUCCAGCACUUGCGGCUCGCGGAGGAUGUGAAGGCGGCCUUCGCCCCAGAGCUCGUCCUGCUGAAGGAACUCCGGCAGGGCCGCGACGGGGUGUGUCUGAGAGAACUUGGGCCCCCAGGGGCACUUGGCAAGGACGUUAUCCUCAUGGCGAUCCACGGAAAGAAGGAGCUCCCACACGCGACCCUUCUGGGCCCCGACUGCGAGGAAUUCUUGAAGAAGCUGAAGCGGCUGUCGUGGUUCCUGCGAUGGGCUGCCGCGUCGGCCAUGCCUGAACAGUAUGCCGCGCUGAAGGACGACCCCUCUGUGACGUGGGUUGAGGGCAAUUGCUUCGCCCACUUCUGGCAGAUGGCCGAGUCCUACGUGGCGAUGCACAUCUGCGACUUCGCGCGCCAGCGGCCCUUCAAGCACCUCGCGAAGGCAUACGAUGGCGCGCGCAUAGACACGGGCAGGGUCGCCGCCGAGAAAGCGAGGCUCGCCGUGGAGGAGCAGGGCGCGGAAACGCAGUCGGACGCCGAAGUCUUUGCCCUCGCGGCCAGCCGCUAUGUAGCGCAGCAGCCGCUGGCAUUCGUGGUGCGUCUUCGGGAGAAAAGGCACUUGCCCUUCUACAAUUUGAUUCGCAACUGCGAGUACAGCGACGCCCCCAUCGAACCGAGCCUGGUGCCCGCGCAGGACCUCUCGAGCGUGCUCAUCACGGUGCCGACGGCUCUGGGCGAUUAUGGCACGCUGGCUCUCGCGCAGCAGCUCAUGCAACUGGCCCGUGAACACGCCGAGCGCGAUCUUUCUGGAGUCGCGUAUCUCGAGGCGAAGUCCAUCCUCACCAUCAAGGAAUUGAUCCCGACAGCCGCCUUGCCCGACGAGGGGGAGGGGACCUGGCUCAUGCGCCUGCACGACGAAGGAACCGUUCCCCGUUGCGCUGUGGUCUUCUGUGACGACGAGCUUGCGGCCGUCAUUGUCUACUUGGCGAUGGAGAAGUUCACCUUCUCAUCACGGAAGGCCUUCAAGGACAUGCUGCUGCGUUCUGUCGACCGCCACUGGCAAUUCUUCUUCCAGAUGACGGAGCAGGGGCCGCUGGGAGGCCCACAGGGCGCUUCGGCGCCCCUCGAGGCGCUCCUGAAGAUGACG